Plodia interpunctella (Indianmeal moth) is the source of this 3914-nucleotide messenger RNA. RefSeq names its product glutamyl aminopeptidase-like. Bases 158 to 3772 code for a protein of 1204 amino acids. Gene Ontology annotation, molecular function: peptide binding; zinc ion binding; metalloaminopeptidase activity. Gene Ontology annotation, biological process: proteolysis; peptide catabolic process. The transcript is spliced from 19 exons. The record is from RefSeq and is a predicted model, not a curated record. NCBI's taxonomy places the organism in Eukaryota, Metazoa, Arthropoda, Insecta, Lepidoptera, Pyralidae. Gene Ontology annotation, cellular component: cytoplasm.
UUACUCUCCCAUCAUGGUUACUAUAUGUAUAAUGCUCAUAGUGAAGUGAAAAUGUGUCAUACUGACAUACCUACUACAGCCUAGAAUAAUCCAGCAUGUUUGCCUUCUUACAAAUGAAUUGGAUUUUUUCCUACUUGCCUGUAAUUUUAAUAGAAAUAUGAGAAAUAUCUACAGAGUAAGCUCCGUCCUAGUCAUUUCAUUAAGUAUCGUGAGUGUUUGUCUGCUGUUAUCAACCACCACAGCUGCACACCAUUCUUAUCGCCACAACAAUGACAUACGCAAGGAUUCUCUUUACUACAGACUACCACGUGAAGUUGUACCUAUAAACUACAAAUUGCACCUACGACCAAACAUAGAAAAUAAAACCUUCGACGGCAAUGUUAAUAUAACAAUCAAAACAUUGAGUAACACAAAUAUUAUAACUCUGCACUCUAAUAAAUUGAUAAUAAAAUCAAUUUCUUUGAGAGACGACUCAAAAGAAUACACUAUAAAAUCCUCGGACUUGACAAAUGAUAGUAGAGAAUUCUUAAAUAUUCACCUGCAAGAUUCAAUUCCAGAGGGUACAUUUGAGCUGGGUAUAGAUUUUUCUGGAAAUCUAAGUGGCCUGGUUGGACUAUACGCGAGCACAUUCAGUAACAAAAAAAAUAUUCGGACCAGACCGGAAACCGUGCAAGGCAAAUAUCGUGACAUUCGCAGCACACGUGGUAUUAAGGAACAUAGUGCAAAUGCCAGUUCCCAUAACACGCCAAGAUAUGGCCAUACACGUAGUACUAGACAAGAGAAUCCUCAAGAAAAUUAUCAUGGUUAUGCUCAAGAUACAACACAUCAGGUAAGUGAUCAUGAUAGCGUUCGUGAUAAUGCUCAAAUUGAUAUACAGCAAGUAAGUGAUCAUAAUAAUACUCGAGACAUUGCUCACAUGCCUGGAACCACGCUUAGUUUUGCCCAAAACAGCACUGAGAACAAACAGCAAGAUAGUCAAGAUAGUGCAGAGGAUAGCGAUGUAGGAAUCACGCGUGGUGUUGCGCAAGACGCGCAAAACAGUGCUGAAUAUAGAGCGGAAGACAGGAAUACUCAGCACUGGCAGCUAGAUAGUGUACCAGACACUGAAUACAAAAAUGAUCGCUUGAAUAACAUCACGCCUGCUUUAGUCAGAAACAGCCCUGAAUUUAGAGGGCAAGACAGUGGUCAAAAAUAUGAGCAAGAAAGCAUUGAAGACGAUACUCAAAGCAGCGCUUAUGAAAGCGUGGAAAAUUAUGCUCAAGAUAGCGAUCAAGGCAUCGCAAUAGAUGUCGCUCAAGAAAAUUUUCAAGUCAAUGCACAAGAAUAUGUACAAUAUGGUGGUGAAUAUAGCGCUCAAGAAUUUUAUCAAGACAGCAAUACCAAUGAAAGUAUUCAAGCCAGCGCCCGGCGUAGAAGUAAUAAACAUUGGCGUGCCAAUUUAGAACGACAGUCAAAACACGAUGCAUGGGACAGAAUGAUGAUUGCCAGUCUGUUCGAGCCAACAAAUGCACGUGAAGCAUUUCCCUGUUUUGAUGAGCCAGAUUUUAAAGCGACUUUUGAUAUAACUCUCACCGUACCUAAAUCAUAUGUGGCACUCUCUAAUAUGAAUGAGAUAUCCAGAGCAAGUGAUGAAGAAUCGGACACGGACAUUGUAACGUUUGCACAUAGUGUGCCUAUGGCGACUUACUUUGCUGCAUUUGUUAUAUGUGAUUUUGAUCACAAACAAACAGAAGUGGAGCCAGGUGACAUUGGCAAAAACUUCACUCUGCGAGCCUUUGCCCAAAAAGGCAAGACUAAUGAGAUAGAUUUUGCUCUAGAAGUUGGGAGAAGAGUAAUGGAAUUUUACAUUAAAUAUUACGAAGUGCCAUUUCCGCUUCCCAAAUUGGAUAUGAUAGCAAUUCCCGACUUUCAACCAGGAGCGAUGGAACACUGGGGUCUUGUUACGUAUAGGGACGUAACUUUGCUGAUGGAUGAGGCUACAGCUUCAUCCACGGAUAAGAUAACAGUAGCAAAUGUUGUCACUCAUGAGUUGGCACACAUGUGGUUUGGAAACUUGGUGACAAUGAAAUGGUGGGAUGACCUUUGGUUGAACGAAGGAUUUGCGACUUACAUGCAAACAUUAUCUUUGAAUGCUGUCGAGCCUACCUGGUCAAUGCCGGACCAGUUCCUCUUCCGCUUACACGAAGUGCUCAAGAGAGAUGCGGGUCUGUCCAGCCAUCCAAUCCAGCAAAAGGUUAACUCGCCCGAUGAUAUAGUCGCCAUGUUUGACCCCAUAUCUUAUGUAAAAGGCGCUGCGGUGCUACGGAUGUUGGAAGGUUUCGUCGGCCAGGAGUGUUUCCGUCGAGGCGUCUCGGACUACUUGAAGAAGUAUAUGUAUGGAAACACGGUCACUGGAGACUUCUUUACGUCUAUGGAGCCCAUCUUCAAAAUCUAUAACCCCAAUCUUGACCUCAAGUAUAUAAUGGCCACGUGGACUUGCCAAAUGGGCUACCCUCUCCUCACCGUGACGAAGUGCAAACAACCUCACACUUACACCAUCACACAGUCGCGUUUCUUACUCAACCCCGACGCUCGGUACGAUAACGAUUCAAAGUAUAAGUAUCGCUGGUAUAUACCAAUAACUUACACGACAAAUAGAGGGCCAUGUAAAAAAACAAUUUGGUUCUCGGACCAAGAAAAUAAAGUGACUCUAAAAUUAAAGGAAAAUGAGAAUUGGCUGAAAAUUAACAACAACCAAGUGGGCUUUUACCGUGUUACCUAUCCGGAAGAUAUGUGGCGAGACCUGAUUGAACAACUUAAGGAGAAAACGCUCAGUAAGCUCACAAUAUCGGAUCGAGCGCAUUUACUAAACGAAGUUUUCGCCCUCGCAGAGGCGCGCGUGGUGCCCUACGAGCUGGCCCUGGACCUCACCUGCUACCUGCCUCAGGAACAGGAUUACGUCCCGUGGUUAGUCGCCGCAGAUGUCUUCUCUGAAUUUGCUGUGAAACUACUCAACACCGAUGCUUAUGAGCAGCUGAUGGUACAUAUACAAAAAUUGAUAAAGCCAUUGUAUGAUUCGCAAAGCUGGGAGAAGAACUCGAGGAGUGUUAUCGAUGGAUUACUUCGGACGACGGUGCUCCAUUUAGCGGCGUGGUGUUUGGUGCCGGAUGCUGUGGAACACGUGCGGUCUCUGCUGCAGGACUGGCUGAAGGACCCCGACGCCUCGCCGGUAGAGCCUGACUUGAGAAGCUUCGUCUAUUCUGAGGGAAUGAAGUCAGCCACUCAGGAAGAGUGGGACAGGAUGUGGGAGAUCUACCAGCGCGAGGAGGAUGCGCAGGAGCAGGCCAAGCUGCGCGCUGCGCUCGCGGCACCCAGAGAUACUGAAAUACUGAAGAAGUACUUAACCCUCAGCUGGGAUGAGAACAACAUUCGAAGACAGGACUAUCUGAAUGUACUGCAACUUAUCGCUGAAAACCCGUCGGGCGUCGAUCUAGUGUGGAGCGAACUCCAGAAAAACUGGCCGCGACUGGUCGGACGGUUCUCGGUGCAUGACCCACACCUUGCAAAACUCUUCCCAAGCAUUUCACACAGCUUCAACAAGGAAUCCCAGUUAAAAGAGAUGGAACAUUUCGUUGCGCAGUACCCAGAAGCGGGACCUGGAGAAAUAUUGAGAAAAGUCGCAUUCGAGACUGUGCGGAACAAUGUUCAGUGGCAAAAAACACACUAUGACAAAGUAUCCGCGUGGCUGCGGGACCGCACCCCCCUCCCUCCUCCACCUCUAAGGUUACUCUGAUGAACUGCUAAAUUAAUUUAAGAAAGAGAUUCCAUUUCCAUAAUCCUUAAUCCUGAAAAAACACAGCCGAAAAAUGAUUUAAAAUAAAACACUAGGGGAAAUAAAUUGUGUUUUUUUAAUUAUUUGAAUGUUUCCAAAUUGA